GCAGCAGCUGCAGCUGCCAUGCAGUUCCAGGCCCCCGUGCCUAUGACCGGGCCGCCCCUGUACGCGCCCACCCCACUGCUGCAACCGGUGCACCCCACGCCCUUCUACAUCGACAACAUCCUGGGCGGCGGCAGCAGCAGCAGAGGGACCCCCGGGCCGCCGCCGCCCACCCUGCCCUCGCCCAACUCCUCGUUCACUAGCCUGGUGGCCUCCUACCGGACCCCCAUCUACGAGCCCACCCCGCUGCACCCGGCCUUCUCGCACCCGCUGGCCUCCUACGCCCCCGGCCCCUAUGGCGCGCCCGCCGGCGGCCCCCUCUACCCGUUCCCCCGGGCCCUCGGCGACUACUCGCACGCCCUCCUGCGACCCGAGCACCUGGGGAAGCCGCUGCUGUGGAGCCCCUUCAUGCAGAGGCCGCUGCACAAGCGCAAAGGAGGCCAGGUGCGCUUCUCCAACGACCAGACGCUGGAGCUGGAGAAGAAGUUCGAGACCCAGAAGUACCUGUCUCCGCCCGAGAGGAAGCGCCUGGCCAAGAUGCUGCAGCUCAGCGAGAGGCAGGUCAAGACUUGGUUUCAGAACCGGCGGGCCAAAUGGAGGCGCCUCAAGCAGGAGAACCCUCAAGCCAGCAAAAAAGAGCUAGAGUGUGGGGAUAGCCAUCAAGACCUUAUACAGGACAGCCGUCUGAACUCUGAGCCGGAUAAGGAGGAGUCAUCCAACCUGCCACGGUACACCCCCUCACCAGCUUCCCAGGAAGAGCUCGAAUCCAACAUCUCAGAGGAUUCUGACCAAGAGGUGGACAUUGAAGGUGACAAGAGUUAUUUCAAUGGUCCCCACCAGUAGGGACCUUUUUUUUUUCAAAUAGACCUUCUCUCCGCUUGCACUUUAAGAGGAGUUGGCUUGACCAAAAAUGAUUUUACUUCAAAAGGUAGAAAAAAACCCUCCUUUCAUCUGAGAGAGAAAACUAACACAUUUCAGAACUCUGACAGGGUUUUUUUUGUUCAGACAAUCUGUUGAUACAUGGGGGCAGAGCCUUUUUUAAAAAAAAAAACAAGGGAGCUUGGUUUUUAAAUUGUGACAUUUGUAUGCUGAUGAUUUUUACAUUCACUUGGGAGUAUGCUAUUACCCCCUCCUCUAGGAAUUGCAAUCUUUGGGUCUGACGAUCCUGACCCUGAUGAGAAAAAUGUAUUUGAUUUCAUAGGAAGAAUUUCACAUCUGGUAGGCAGCCUUUUGCAACCCUUUCCCAGGUGUAAAUGUAUGCAGAGAACUGAAACAGAGAAGUUUUAAAUGCUGGUCAUAACAGUGGUAUUAAUUAAAAGAGGGUGGGUGAAGAGAUGUGAUCAAGAGCCAGUGUGAUGGACUGGCUGGCAUGGACUGGGUUUGAACCCCCACUCUGCCAUGGAAACUUGCUCCAUGGGUGACCUUGGGCCAGUCAUUCUCUUUCAGCUUAAGCUUCCUCACAGGGUUGUUGUGAGGAUAAAGUGGAGCAGGGAAAGUUAUUUAUGCUGUCCUGAACUCCGUAGAAGGAGGGCAGGAUAACCAGGAAUAGAUUUGCCCUAUCAAGUGCCUUAUGCCUUCAAGAGGUGAUUCUGAGUAUUCAGUCUUGCUUCAGAACACAAGAGGACAUCAAAAUCUGUCUAGUCCAAUAUUCUUUGCAAGAAUUUCAGCAAACAACAUCAACCACUGUCUACCUUCUGUUCCAUACCACUGCCUCAUUGCUUAAAAAGAACCUCAGGAGAUCCCUGCUGGGUCAGAUUAUUGGCCAUCUGGAACAGAAUCCUUUUUCCCAAGGACAUCCGCCAGAUGCCCUACAAACAGGGCCAUGGACACCGCAGCUACCUCCAACUGCUCUUCUUCAGCCAUGGACAUUCAAACACAUAUUGUCUCUCAGCAUGGAGAUUCCAUUCAGCCUGGAUGGGUGUGUCAUUCAUGAAGUUGUCCAGUCUCUCUUUUUUAAAAAACCAAGGUAGUGGCCUUUAGCUGUGGUAGAGAGUUCCACAAGUUAAUUGUGUGGGAAGGAGCAUUUAAUUUGUCUGUCUGGACUAAGAGGUAUUUCACUUCAGAACAUACAAAGUUGUCUUAAAGUGAAUCAGACCAUUGCUUGUUCUAUAGUCUGUCUCGGAAAAAGAUGUUAAUACGGUUGUAUAUUCCUCUGCCACAGAACUCAACAUGCCGGACCUUCUUUUUUGUAGAAUGCUCUGCCUGGGUCCUAGUGCUUACCUAGCCCUGCUCCCCCCAUCUGUUU
Molecule: messenger RNA, 2242 nt
Organism: Sphaerodactylus townsendi
Lineage: Eukaryota; Metazoa; Chordata; Lepidosauria; Squamata; Sphaerodactylidae
Gene: HHEX
Product: hematopoietically expressed homeobox
Exons: 4
Coding region: 19-840 (273 amino acids)
Biological process (GO): regulation of transcription by RNA polymerase II; cell differentiation
Molecular function (GO): RNA polymerase II cis-regulatory region sequence-specific DNA binding; DNA-binding transcription factor activity, RNA polymerase II-specific
Source: RefSeq, a predicted model, not a curated record